Tauraco erythrolophus (red-crested turaco) is the source of this 1348-nucleotide messenger RNA. NCBI's taxonomy places the organism in Eukaryota, Metazoa, Chordata, Aves, Musophagiformes, Musophagidae. The record is from RefSeq and is a predicted model, not a curated record.
GAAAAAGAAGAGUUGAUUGAAGAAUGGCAGCCAGAGCCUCUUGUACCUCCCGUACCAAAAGAUCACCCAGCUCUCAACUACAACAUCGUUUCAGGUCCUCCCACCCAUAUAAUCACUGUUAAUGGCAAGGAAUGUAUAAACUUUGCAUCGUUUAACUUUCUUGGACUUUUGGAUAAUGAAAAGGUUAAGAGUGCAGCCCAGGCAUCUCUGAAGAAAUAUGGUGUUGGCACUUGUGGACCUAGAGGAUUCUAUGGUACUUUUGAUGUACACUUAGAAUUAGAAGAACGCCUAGCAAAAUUCAUGAGGACAGAGGAAGCUAUUAUAUAUUCAUAUGGAUUUGCAACAAUCGCCAGUGCUAUUCCUGCAUAUUCGAAAAGAGGGGACAUUGUGUUUGUAGAUGAAGCUGCCUGCUUUGCUAUUCAGAAGGGAUUACAAGCAUCUCGUAGUAACAUCAAGUUAUUUAAGCAUAAUGAUAUGGCUGACCUUGAACGCCUGUUGAAAGAACAAGAGACUGAAGAUCAAAAGAACCCUCGCAAGGCCCGUGUAACUCGAAGGUUUAUCGUAGUGGAAGGAUUGUAUAUGAACACAGGAGACGUGUGCCCUCUUCCAGAAUUGAUAAAAUUGAAGUAUAAAUACAAAGUUAGAAUAUUUUUGGAGGAGAGCCUUUCCUUUGGAGUCCUUGGAGAACAUGGAAGAGGAAUUACUGAACACUUUGGAAUAAAUAUUGAUGAUAUCGAUCUUAUUAGUGCAAACAUGGAAAAUUCAUUGGCUUCAAUUGGAGGAUUUUGCUGUGGAAGAUCUUUUAUUAUUGACCAUCAGCGAUUGUCUGGUCAAGGCUACUGCUUUUCUGCAUCCCUACCUCCUUUGUUAGCUGCUGCUGCUAUUGAGGCUCUGAAUAUUAUGGAAGAUAAGCCAGACAUUUUUCAGACUCUCCGGGCUAAAUGUGAACGAAUUCACAAAUCUUUACAGGGGAUUUCAGGCUUAAAAGUAGUGGGAGAAUCUUUUUCUCCAGCAUUGCACCUGCAGUUGGAAGAGAGCUCUGGAUCUCGAGAAAAUGACGUGAAGUUACUCAAAAGAGUUGUGGAUUAUUGUAUGAAUAGUGGUAUUGCAUUAACUCAGGCCCGCUAUCUGGAGAAAGAAGAAAAAUGUCUUCCUCCACCCAGUAUUCGAGUAGUGGUAACAGUGGAACAAACAGAACAAGAACUGGACAAAGCUGCAUCACUUCUUAAGGAAGCUGCACAGUCUGUAUUGAAUUAGAGUGCUGUUUUGGAUUCUUUUUUCCCCAAAUUGUCAGGAUAAAUAUUUUACACUGUACAGCGACUUCACUUCAGAUAUUCAAGUUCUUCCA